Symbiodinium natans is the source of this 546-nucleotide messenger RNA. The record is from the annotation of a GenBank genome assembly. NCBI's taxonomy places the organism in Eukaryota, Dinophyceae, Suessiales, Symbiodiniaceae.
AUGGCCGUGGCCGGAAAUGCUCAGCAGCCUCUGGUGGAACUUAACGAGCUGCCAUCAGCAAGAGAGGAGCUGCACCAGUUGCUGGUUCAGCUUUACACAACGCUGUUUGAGGAGCAAAGUUUCCUGGAGUUGCUCAUGGAGAGGUACCGAGCCAGCUGGACACUGGGAACGCCGAUCAAGCAUUGGCACCAUCGGUGGAUGGAAUUCCACCGUGAGAACCCUGAGGCUGGAAACCGUUUCUCUCCAGGAAACUGGUUCUGGUACUUCGGCAUGGUGGUCCUCCUUCCACGUGAGAUGUAUGGUCGUAGCGACGACAAGAAUGCGGGCGAUUUUACAGAAGGAUUCCUGAUGUUCGUCUACGAUGCAGGAUCCGAGUGUCGUCGCAGCCGAAAGGUUUUCUACCAUUUGCGCCGCUGGGUGUUGGCUUUGAAGAAGUUCCUUGAGCUGUCUAUGCCAAUGGCCCAGGACAUGUUCGCCUGCCAGCCGACAUGGACUUGGGAGCAUGUCACUGUCUUUAAUGAUAUGCUUGCUGCCCGGGGCGUGUGA